This is a messenger RNA of Nothoprocta perdicaria, 359 nucleotides long. It is a transcript of the gene MRPS24, whose product is annotated as mitochondrial ribosomal protein S24. The annotation marks the transcript as partial. NCBI's taxonomy places the organism in Eukaryota, Metazoa, Chordata, Aves, Tinamiformes, Tinamidae. Gene Ontology annotation, biological process: translation. Gene Ontology annotation, cellular component: mitochondrion. The transcript has 2 exons. The record is from RefSeq and is a predicted model, not a curated record.
GGGCCGCAGCACAUCGCGCACCGCAAGGGCUGGCUCUCGCUGCACACCGGGAACCUGUGCGGCGAGGCGGGCGCCGCCGAGCGCGCCGUGGAGGACGCCUUCGUGCGCCGCUUCCUGCACGGCACCUUCCCGGGCUGCCUGGCCGCCGACGUGGUGCUCAAGCGGCGYGGCAACGCGCUGCUGCUGUGCGCGCUGCUGCUGCGCGCGCUGCCGCCCGCCAAGCUCUGCUUCCUCGUCGGCUACACCGAGACCCUCCUCGGCCACUUCUACAAGUGCCCCGUGCGCAUGGAGGUGCAGACGCUGCCCGCCAAGGUCGCCUACAAGUACCUGUAGCGCGGGGCAAUAAAAGYGCUCCGUAA